This is a messenger RNA of Oppia nitens, 1410 nucleotides long. RefSeq lists its product as uncharacterized. The transcript has 2 exons. The coding region runs from base 61 to 1410 and encodes 449 amino acids. Gene Ontology annotation, molecular function: protein binding. The record is from RefSeq and is a predicted model, not a curated record. Lineage: Eukaryota; Metazoa; Arthropoda; Arachnida; Sarcoptiformes; Oppiidae.
UUUUUUGAAUACAAUUAUUAUUAUUAUAAGAUUUGAAUUGAAUUGAAAAUCAAUACAUAUAUGACAACAGCUAAGGACUCGUUUGAUCGCUUCGGCGAUGAUUUGUGUCAACUAUUGUUGACUUAUCUGCCGAUUGAUAGCAGAUUAAGACUACAAUCGGUGUCCAAACAGUGGUUGGCAUUGAUAUUCAAUACGGAAACACAUCUAGUAUUUGAUGACAAACUAUUGAAAUUGUUUGAUAAGAAAUCAUUGAUUAAUAAUAAGAAACAAACUUUGAAUUUGUUUAAAUCAAUUGUCAAAAAGUGUCCAAACAUUACAACAGUCAUUAUAAAUGAUUUUAAUGGCGAUUACUUUAAGUUAUUAAAUAAUAAGAAAUACUGUUCCCGAUUGACACACAUUAGUCUUAAGCACAUCAGACAUAACUUUCGCAACAGUUAUGGCAAAUCAUUUGAUUUAUUUUGUCAACGAUUUGGUAAACAAUUGCAGACAUUCAAGAUUAAUGGGUACCGUAUCAAAGGUGCCGAUCUAUGGUUUCCUAAAUGUAUGAAUAGUUUUAGAAAUUUGAAGACAUUGGACAUCAAUAUACAGGGAAUAAGUAUGAGAUAUGAUGUUAUAUUUGCUGACAAUAAGUUGUAUUCAUUGCCGAAAACUAUGAAAUCAUUUACACUAAGACUGGACAACAAUUCUAUCAAAUUAUUUACAAAAUUUACGACCACUUAUGGCCAACAAAUCAAAUCAUUGAAUCUAUUUGGUGAUGAUCUGAAUGAUGAAAAUACCUUCAAUACACUGACAUCAGGUUUGUCACAAAUGGGACAAUUGAAACAAUUGGCCAUUAGUUUGCCCUAUUAUUUAGUCGCCGAUCAGAUCAUUGAACUGUUGACAACAAUUGGCCGCCGGUGUCGACAACUGAAACAGUUUAGCUAUACAACGAUUGUGUCACGGAUUGACUUAAACCAAAUAUUUGUGUUAAUCGCUAAACAUAUGUCACCACAAUUGAGACGAUUAUCAGUUGAUUGUUAUCACAAAUAUGACAAACAGUUACCACUUACCAGCGAUUCGUUAAAACGAUUGCAUCGAUUGACACAUUUAACACUUCGUGUAUACAAUUGGCAGAUAAUCGGUAACUCUUUUUUCAGUAACAUUUACCGCAUUCUUCCGCGACUACAGUAUAUACACUGCGACUGUGUGUCCAUUAAUGCUGAGUCUAUCAUCGCUUUGGGACAGUUGGCACACCUGACGGAUGUCUAUCUGGUUUGCGAUCAAUACAAACUGAUAACAAAUGAAUCAUUUCUAUCCAAACAUUUACUAAUUGGUAGUAAUAUUAAGCAAUUGUUUAUUAAGUAUUGGUCGUCACAUAAUUAUGUGAUUAAACCAAAAUACUUUUGUUAUGGAAAUAGUAAUUAUUUUUAA